Lycium barbarum (goji berry) is the source of this 1560-nucleotide messenger RNA. RefSeq lists its product as uncharacterized. The coding region runs from base 1 to 1560 and encodes 519 amino acids. Lineage: Eukaryota; Viridiplantae; Streptophyta; Magnoliopsida; Solanales; Solanaceae. The record is from RefSeq and is a predicted model, not a curated record. The transcript has a single exon.
AUGGAUACUAUAGAUAAAAGUUGGAUGGAUCUCCGAAGAUCCACCAAUGAGUAUGAUCGUGGAGUGAAGUAUUUUCUUGAUAAGGCAUUUGAACGAGCUUCUCAAGGAAAUGAAAUACUAUGCCCUUGUAAAAGGUGUUUUAAUCGGUAUUGGCAUACUCGAACGGUGGUGGAGAAUCACUUGUUUUGUUAUGGAUUUGUUAAUGGAUACACCAAAUGGGUUUUCCAUGGAGAAGGAUUUUCUUCAACAAAUAUGCCGCAUCCAACCAAUGAUGAUGAAACUUCCGACAUGCAUGAUGAUAUCAAUGGACUACUUUAUGAUACUUUUAGGAAUGUAGAAGGUGAUCUGCUGCAUGAAGGAGUGAGAGACGGACCAUCUGAAGAUGCAAAGAGAUUUUUCAAAUUAGUUGACGAAGGGAAACAAGAGUGGUACCCAGGGUGUAAGAAUUUUUCUAAGUUGAGUUUCACCAUUCGGUUGUACUUGUUUAAAUGCAUUCAUGGGUUGAGUAAUGUAGCCUUUUCAGACUUAUUAGACUUGAUAAAAGAGGCAUUUCCAUUUGCUCAGCUACCCGAGUCUUUCAACAAGGCAAAAAAGGUGAUAAAAGAUUUGGGUCUUGGUUAUGAGAAAAUUCAUGCAUGCCCUAACGACUGUAUGCUAUUUUGGAAUGACAAUGCGAAGAUAGAUAAUUGCUCUGUGUGUGGUUCUUCUAGAUGGAAGAAUGUUCGUGAUGAUGUGACUAAUAAGAACACUAAAAUCCCAGCAAAGGUUUUAAGGUACUUCCCUUUAAAGCCUAGGCUUCAGAGGAUAUUUAUGUGUUCUGAAACAUCUGUAGCUAUGAGAUGGCAUGCUACUGAACGACCCAAAGAUGGGAAUUUAAGACAUCCUGCUGAUGGGGAAGCUUGGAAGAAUUUUGAUUCAUUGCACCCGGAUUUCUCUAAAGAUCCUCGUAAUGUUCGAUUGGGUCUUUCAAGUGAUGGUUUCAAUCCAUUACGAACCAUGAGCAUUUCCCAUAGUACAUGGCCAGUUAUGUUAAUGAACUAUAAUUUUCCACCAUGGAUUUGCAUGAAGCCGGAGUAUAUAAUGUUGUCAAUGAUCAUUCCAGGUCCAUCGUCUCCUGGAAACGAUAUAGAUGUGUUCCUACAACCGCUAAUUGCAGAGUUGAAGGAACUAUGGGAAAUGGGAGUGGAAACAUAUGAUGCUGAAACUAACCAAACAUUUCUAAUGCGUGCAGCUUUAUUGUGGACAGUUAGUGAUUUUCCAGCACUAGCAAUGCUUUCCGGAUGGAGCACCAAGGGGAAAUGGGCAUGCCCCACCUGUAAUUAUGAUACUUGCUCUCAAUAUCUCAAACAUAGUCGUAAGAUGUGUUACUUGGGCCAUCGAGCAUUUUUACCUCCUGAUCAUCCAUUCCGAAGAGAUAAGAAAUCAUUUGAUGGUAAAGAGGAGCAUAAAGCUGCACCUACUCCCUUAUCAGGCAUAGAAGUGCUUGAAGAGCUACGUGAAUUCAAUAAUGUCUUUGGGAAGGGCCGAAAUAAAAGGGCUCGGAAGAGUGAUGGUCCAUGA